UGCUCAGCUACACUUCUAGAAGAUACGGCAUAUGACUGGGCUGACUCCAAAGGAUGUCGCUCUACUUCAAAGCGCGCAGCCCGAAUGGUGACGCCAGCUCCCCGCCAAAACUUCAGGGAAAACAGUUCGUACGCCUGAUCGUUCUCCUGUUCUUAGCCUUGCUUCCCAUCUUCAGUAUGGUGGUGCAAAAUGCCCUCACCCUGAAAGAGGCCACCGCUCUUAAAAGUUCAGGACAGGAGACCGGCAACGAGAUAGUCUUCUCCACAGAGAUUGGUCAUAUCGUCCAUGAUCUGGCUCUGGAGAGGGGCACAACCUCUUUGUUCAUCAGCAGUGGUGGAGACACGGACGUAUACCAAAGAUUGCUUCGCAUUCAUGAGCAAACAGACAACACAAUAGGAAGCUUGAGUCGUUGGCUACCGUAUGAUAAGCACUAUCCUGACAAUUUCAAGUCUGCAGAGGAAUUCAAGACACAUCUGGCACAUCACAGAAGCAACGUGUGGUUCAAACUAAAUGAGACUACAGUUGAAGAGGAGAUACAAUUCUACACAGACAUCAACAAAAUGCUCAUCCACAUCAUGUCGGCAGUACUGAGUCGUGCAGAUACAUCUCAGCUGUGGACCACUGUCGUGGCCUACCAGAUGCUGCUAGGCAGUAUUGAGAGCACCAACCUUGAGAUGAACCUGGGCUGGACUUUCUUUAACAAAGGACCAGGAGGCUUUUCCACGGAGGAGCUUAUCUGGUAUUACGAGGCACUGGCGGUCGGCAGCUCCCAGCUCGAGAACGCCGUCGUUUACAGCCACGCCGUGGAAGACGACUUGGAGGAAGAGUUUUUCGGCACCUCAUACGAGAAAGAACUUAUCCGGCUCCGCAACCAAAUCAAGAAAAACAAAGCCUCCAACACCUCUGCUGAGAAUGGUGCAAAAUGGUUAGAAGUCAUGGAUGUAUAUACCCAUGUUUUGGAGGAGACAGACGAGAGGUUAUCUGAGAAGGUCCUUCAAAUCAUCGAUGACAUCCUCCGGCAAAACGAUGUCCGACUGAGUUCGGGGUUCUCUGUAUUGAUAGUGGUAGCCUGUAUAGGUCCAGUGAUAGUCCUUGGGGUGUACAAAAUGGCCAGUGAGUCUCAAGCAGUAGCAGCCAACCUGGAGAAAGUGACGACGAAGCUGGCAGACGAGCAGAGGAAAUCGGACAAACUCCUGUACAGCGUCUUCCCCUCCAUCAUUGUGGAGUCCAUGAAGAAGGCAGAAAAGCUUCCGGCUGAGUACUUCGACCAAGCCACCAUCAUGUUCUCAGACGUGGUGGGUUUCACAGAGGCCACUGCCUCCCUGUCUCCCCACAAGGUCAUCGACCUGCUCAACCGGAUGGACCAGGCUUUUGAAGCCGUCUUCACUCGCUAUGACGUGUACAAAAUGGAGACUAUGGCUGGUUCCUUCAUGGUGGCCUCUGGUUUACCGAGAAAGAACGGAGACCAGCACGCCGAGCAGAUCUCGUGCGCGGCGCUACACCUCCUGUCAGCCGCCCGGGCCUUCCACCCCAUGCACAUCCCCUACCCCAUGAAGUUCCGUAUCGGCAUACAUACAGGACCGUGCGUAGCUGGGGUGGUGGGUGAGAAGCGGCCCCGCUACUACGUCUUCGGCAACACCGUCAACAUCGCUCAAAGCUUGGAGAAAACGGCGGAACCGAGCAGAAUCCAGAUUUCCUCCUCAACAAGCGAGCUGCUCAUGUCGCUAGGGAGCGCAUUUAACCUGGAGCCAAGGGGCGAGGUCACGAUCAAGGACGGAGUGAAGAUGACAACAUACUGGCUGUCACAGGAGGGAAGGAAGAUGAGUCACUGAAUGUCUAUUGACGGCAUAGACUUGAUUAUUCAUCACAUUUACUUAGCCCAGAAAAGCAUUUUACUGAGCACAGAAAAAGCGAUAGUUGGAAAUAGAACUUCUCUAUCACAUCAAAUCAUAUAAGUUUGUUAUCUGUCCUCUGGUUACAAAAUGAAGAAAAAUU
Molecule: messenger RNA, 1995 nt
Organism: Branchiostoma floridae (Florida lancelet)
Lineage: Eukaryota; Metazoa; Chordata; Leptocardii; Amphioxiformes; Branchiostomatidae
Product: guanylate cyclase soluble subunit alpha-2-like
Exons: 10
Coding region: 54-1832 (592 amino acids)
Biological process (GO): cGMP biosynthetic process; intracellular signal transduction; receptor guanylyl cyclase signaling pathway
Molecular function (GO): peptide receptor activity; guanylate cyclase activity
Source: RefSeq, a predicted model, not a curated record